AUGUGGCGUGAAACCCCUCCUCAGCCGCCUUCUGUGCUCGGCGGCUUUUCUGCGCCUCUCCUCAACAACACUACCACGGGGUACUCCCCUGAUACCGGAUCUUUUUAUUCUCCAGCCUCACAGAUCUUCUCUGGGAUCGACGUCAGGCCACCGCGUUUGAACUCUGGUAGUAGCACUUCAUCUACGGGCAUGGCACAUGCCAACCGGUCGGCUGCGUUACCAAAUCCAGCAUACAACGUGAGAGAUCUCUACUCCGGGGCGAGGCCGUCCUUCGGAAGAGCAACGGAGCACACGAGAUCGCCAUCUUUCGCAGCACCUUUGCGACGUCAUCCAUUGUCGCCAACUCCAAGCCCAAGCAUUAGUUUCACGAGUCCGGUCAGAAUGGACGCCAGUCAGUAUGGCAAGUCAGCGGGAACGCAUAUUCCCCCGUUGAUGCCGAUGACCACAAACGGUCAGCUGGUGUACAGUGACUCGGGGACGCCCAUUAAGAUCGAUAUCCAUGGGACCAUCGACAAGGGCUUCUUCAUGUCAGAAGGGGAUUGGACAUGUUACAGAAGGAAUUACUUCUCUUGCAUCUGCUCGUAUAGCCUUUCACCGUACUAUCCCAACACGACGAUGCAGUACGCACCUAACGGAUCAUCGACAUCAUACCAAGUGUUCGGGUUUGCGAUGAGCAUUUCUGCGGUGGUAUCUGACAGCGACUCUCACACCAUCGACUUAGUGCAGCAUACGCCCAAGAGAGACAAAGGACCGGUACAAAAGCCGGAGAAGGUGAGAUUGACACCAAAGCAGCCUCAACAACCGCCGCAUCCGCUACUUUACCAAGACCACCACAAUUUACCCGGUGGCUCAAGACCUUUAUAUGAAGGUGGCUACGGACAGAGUCCGCAAGGAUCGUACCCGAGCGAGCAUACGUUUGAAAGGAUCCAGUUCAAGCAAGCAACUGCGAACAAUGGCAAGCGGCGCGCGGCGCAACAAUACUACCAUUUGGUUGUUGAACUGUAUGCCGAUGUUGGGAAUCAGGCGCAGGAGCAAUUUAUGAAGAUCGCGCAGCGCAAAUCCGCAAAGAUGAUCGUACGUGGCCGUUCUCCUGGACACUAUCAGACCGAGCGACGUGGAAGCACCAGUAGCGGGCCCGGCGGAUCAAGUGGGAUGGGAGGUUACUCGGGAUCCCAAGUUCUAGGUUCUGACUAUGGCGCUGGUGGACCUUCGCUGUUAUCGAAUGCGUACGGCAGCAGUGGGGGAUACGAUCCACGGUCGGGGCAUUACGGCACCACGCGCCACAACGAAAUGCCGAUGGAUCCGAUCAUACCACCAGAGGAGGCUAAAGCCAUCGACAACACGAAGGAAUACCAGUACUAUCCUGGGCCAAUCUAUGAGGGCACCGAUACGAGACAAGGAGUCGAGAUGUUUUCCCAUCACCGAAGCGAGCCGGAGAAUUUGGUGCAUUCGGCGCCAGCGGCAGUUGAUCCGACGACUUCGAAGGUGAAACACGAGUACGACGGGCCUCUCCCGAGCCUCUUUUAUACGCCCGGAAACUACUACUCUCGAGGUUGUAGCCGUUUCGAGGGAAAACCGACUUCUGCCGGCUAUUAUCCAACCAUGCCGACAAUGCUCCCCCAAUCCGGGUGA
Messenger RNA from Annulohypoxylon truncatum, 1632 nucleotides. Its product is annotated as p53-like transcription factor. Bases 1 to 1632 code for a protein of 543 amino acids. Gene Ontology annotation, biological process: meiotic cell cycle; positive regulation of transcription by RNA polymerase II. The record is from RefSeq and is a predicted model, not a curated record. Gene Ontology annotation, cellular component: nuclear chromosome. The transcript is spliced from 3 exons. Gene Ontology annotation, molecular function: DNA binding; DNA-binding transcription factor activity. NCBI's taxonomy places the organism in Eukaryota, Fungi, Ascomycota, Sordariomycetes, Xylariales, Hypoxylaceae.